UUUACCUGCAGUUGUUCACUUUUGUUGAAAGUGACCAUGUCUCAAGUUCAAGUGCAAGUUCAGAACCCAUCUGCUGCUCUCUCAGGGAGCCAAAUACUGAACAAGAACCAGUCUCUUCUCUCCCAGCCUUUGAUGAGUAUUCCUUCUACUACUAGCUCUCUGCCCUCUGAAAAUGCAGGUAGACCUAUUCAAAACUCUGCUUUACCCUCUGCAUCUCUUACACCCACCAGUGCAGCUGCAGAAAGCAUAACCCCUACUGUAGAACUAAAUGCACUGUGCAUGAAACUUGGAAAAAAACCAAUGUAUAAGCCUGUCGACCCUUACUCUCGGAUGCAGUCCACCUAUAACUACAACAUGAGAGGAGGUGCUUAUCCCCCAAGGUACUUUUACCCAUUUCCAGUACCACCUUUACUUUAUCAAGUUGAGCUUUCUGUGGGAGGACAGCAGUUUAAUGGGAAAGGCAAGACGAGGCAGGCUGCGAAACACGACGCCGCUGCGAAAGCUUUGCGGACCCUGCAGAGUGAGCCCCCGCCGGAGAGGCUGGAGGGGAGGCGGCCAGGCGAGCAGGUGAAUGGAAGAGAAUCAGAAGAAGAAAAUCUCAAUAAAUCGGAAAUAAGUCAAGUGUUUGAGAUUGCACUUAAACGGAACUUGCCUGUGAAUUUUGAGGUUGCCCGGGAGAGUGGCCCCCCCCAUAUGAAGAGCUUUGUGACCAAGGUGUCAGUUGGGGAGUUUGUGGGGGAAGGUGAAGGGAAGAGCAAGAAGAUUUCAAAGAAAAAUGCUGCUAUCGCUGUCCUCGAGGAGCUGAAGAAGCUACCACCCCUGCCUACGGUCGAGCGAGUGAAGCCCAGAAUCAAAAAGAAAACAAAAUCCAUAGUCAGGCUGCAGAGCAGCACAGACUGCGGCCAGGGGAUGAACCCGAUCAGCAGACUGGCCCAGAUCCAGCAGGCGAAAAAGGAGAAGGAGCCAGAGUACAUGCUCCUUACAGAGCGAGGCCUCCCGCGCCGCAGAGAGUUUGUGAUGCAGGUGAAGGUGGGAAACCAUACCGCAGAAGGAACAGGCACCAACAAGAAGGUGGCCAAACGCAACGCAGCCGAGAACAUGCUGGAGAUCCUUGGUUUCAAAGUCCCACAGGCUCAGCCCACCAAACCAGCCCUCAAAUCAGAGGAGAAGACACCAAUAAAAAAACCAGGGGAUGGAAGAAAAGUAACCUUUUUUGAACCUGGCUCUGGGGAUGAAAAUGGGACUAGCAAUAAAGAGGAUGAGUUUAGGAUGCCUUAUCUUAGUCAUCAGCAGCUGCCCGCGGGGAUUCUUCCCAUGGUGCCCGAGGUUGCCCAGGCCGUAGGAGUCAGUCAAGGACACCACACCAAAGAUUUCACCAGGGCAGCUCCGAAUCCGGCCAAGGCCACGGUAACUGCCAUGAUAGCCCGUGAGUUGUUGUAUGGGGGCACCUCGCCCACAGCCGAGACCAUUUUAAAGAAUAACAUCUCUUCAGGCCACGUACCCCACGGACCUCUUACAAGACCCUCUGAGCAGCUGGACUAUCUUUCCAGAGUCCAGGGAUUCCAGGUUGAAUACAAAGACUUCCCCAAAAACAACAAGAACGAGUUUGUAUCUCUUAUCAAUUGCUCCUCUCAGCCACCUCUGAUCAGCCACGGUAUUGGGAAGGAUGUGGAGUCCUGCCAUGACAUGGCUGCACUGAACAUCUUGAAGUUGCUCUCGGAGUUGGACCAACCGAGUACAGAGAUGCCAAGAACAGGAAAUGGACCAAUGUCUGUGUGUGGGAGGUGCUGAACCUUUUCUGGCCACCCCAACAUAUAUACUGAAAAUACUGAAACUGCUUUGAGAAUUUGGAAUUUCUGAUACCUCCAGUGGGCUGAGAGACGUGCUGGGUAAAGAACCAGAGGCGGCAGUGGUGACGAAGACGGGAACACAAGGAGGCGGCCGUGGCUGCGCUCGCGGGUGCUGUUUUGUCCCCACACACGGGCAGCUGCUGGGGGGCACGGCGGGGCCUGCCAUGUGGCCCCAGACCCCUCGGUGCUUGGCUGUGGCCACUGCUGUUUGGGCUGUGUGAAGGAAACCGGGAACAGAGCACGACCCUUUCUCAGAGUGGCUCACUCAAACCCUUGGGACACACCCUGGACACCCACGCCGGGGAGCGGGGCCGUAGACCAGCCCCAGAGCCGAAAGCACCAGAGAAAAUCAAAUGCUUCCUACUCAGCGCCAACUAACCAUUCUAGUGUGCUCUGGCCCCCGCCUCCGUGGCACCCGCACUGUCAUCACCACUGCUUUCUCUCCCAAAAGAGAUUACAUAUUCUUAGUUUUAUUAUUUUCUUUUGACUGAAAUGACACUAUAUAAAUUUUCAUCUGAGAGUUUCUCAAUUGUAUCUAGUUACAUAGCACAGUUUAGAAACUUGUCUGAGACUGACUCUAUCAGUAAUCCAAUCAGCAAAGAUCAUAUCCGUGUGUAUGUGGUUACACGUUUUGACUUUAUUGGACUAACCCGGGACUGUUUCAGUGAUGCAAACUGUGUGCCCUCCGGUUUAGCCGAAACAGUCCUGGACUUCUCAGAGUCCUUGAUGAAGUCUCCCACGGUUGUAUAAAUUGGACAGUUUAGGAAUUUUAAACUUUAAUGAUCAUUUGGUUCCUUUUCUAUUUUAUUUUUGUUAAUGCAACAGGACUUAAACAAAUGAACUUUGAUCUUUGUUUUAAAGAUUAUUAAAAAAAAAUUGUACAUACAUACGGCUCUUGAGGACACGUAGCUUUCACUACACUACAGGAUAUGGUCUCCACGUAGUACAUAUAAACCCGCAGAUGGAUUUCCUUGAGUGCUUUGUACUGUUGAUUACAUCUCCAUGUAGGGCUGAAAAGAAUGACCCAUGUUUAUCUCAGAAACUGUGUUGCUUUUGAUGUUGUGUUACUGGGCACGGAAGCGUGUGCAGUUAAGGUCCUGCAUAUGGUCCAGAUGAAAAGCACCGUAGCCUUGCGAGUUAAGUACCGCUUCAAUUCAUUGUUUACGCUGGAAUUUUUUCUCCCCAUGGAAUGUAAGUAAAACUUAGUGUUUGUCACCAAUAAAUGGUAAUACUAAA
Messenger RNA from Odobenus rosmarus divergens (Pacific walrus), 3086 nucleotides. RefSeq names its product staufen, RNA binding protein, homolog 1 (Drosophila) (gene STAU1). The record is from RefSeq and is a predicted model, not a curated record. The transcript is spliced from 12 exons. Lineage: Eukaryota; Metazoa; Chordata; Mammalia; Carnivora; Odobenidae. Bases 37 to 1791 code for a protein of 584 amino acids.